UAAAGAGGGGCGUUGUUGUGGUCCGGUUCUUGCUUCUGUGCUGGCUGCUGGGUUCCGUGAUUGGAUGACGGCUUGUUUUUCGGGGUGGGGGUCUGCGUGUGUUCGUGUGAGCCUCACGUUCAGGCAAAGGGGGGCGACUGGAGGGGAUCACUUCCAUGGACCAUCUGUCUGCCUGGGCUCAACAAAGGAGGACGCAGGAUGGUGUUAGUCCAUGUCGGAUAUCUGGUUCUCCCCGUCUUCGGAUCGGUUAGAAAUAGAGGUGCACACUUCAACAGGCACCAACACAGCCAUGCUACCUCCUGCCGACAUUUUCACCUGGGCGCCCCGCAGGCGCCCAUCUCGGCCGAGUUCCCUUUAGGACACGCCGGUCAGCCCUCUCAGGCGGGCCUGGCCGCCCACCUCCCCCCCGGGCACCAUCAACCCCUCGCUGCCCUGCCUGCCGCCCCACAGUUCCAGGACGUGUCGGGGCCUCCGUUCCUACCUCAGGCCUUACACCAGCAAUACCUCAUCCAGCAGCAGCUUCUAGAAGCGCAGCACCGCCGGAUUCUCCCACACUCCAGAAGGACCCAAGAACGAGUUCCCCUCAACCCUCACCGUCUUCGCUCAGCUUACGAGUACUCCCCGCCCCUCCACGCCCUGCAGCAGCCCAGAUACCUGGCCGAAGGCACCGACUGGGAUCUCAGCGUCGACGCCGGCCUCCCUCACCACCAGUACCACCUGCAGCAGCUGCCGCAGCACUACCAGCACUACCUGGCCUCUCCCCGAAUGCAUCACUUUCCCAGGAACACGUCCUCUGCACAAGUGGUUGUGCAUGAAAUCAGAAACUACCCAUACCCCCAACUGCACCUGUUGGCACUGCAGAGUUUGAACCCCUCCAGGCAUGCUACUGCCGUGCGGGAGAGCUACGAGGAGCUGCUUCAGUUGGAGGACCGGCUAGGCAGCGUUAAUCGAGGCGCAGUGCAGACCACCAUCGAGCGCUUCACCUUUCCGCACAAAUACAAAAAGAGGAAGCCCUUGCAGCUGAAGCUCGGUGGGGAGGAAGAGGAGACGGACGUGGAUGAGAAGUGCACCAUCUGCUUGUCCAUGCUGGAGGACGGCGAGGACGUCAGGAGGUUACCCUGCAUGCAUCUCUUCCACCAAGGCUGCGUGGACCAAUGGCUGGCGACCAGCAGGAAAUGUCCAAUCUGUCGAGUUGACAUUGAGACGCAGCUGAACCCCGACAGCUGAUGAGAUUUUUCGCCCCCACGCCGUUUCCUACCACGCGCCUGCUUUCUUCCAUCCUCCUCCUCCUCUUCUCACCCCCCCCCCCCCCCCCCCCCCACCACGGGUGCUUUUGCCAAAUGUCUCCUGACUUUUGAUGUGACUUUUUUUCUUUUGGACUCUCGCUUUACUGAGCCAAGCCAGGGAGUAGAAGUACAAGAGAACUCUAUUACUCUUCUCGCGCCUCCCCCCCCCCCCCCCCCCUUUUCUCUCUUUCUAUAGAACACAAGCACAUCUGCACACACUAACAAGUCGUGUACACAGGGUUUCAUUGUAGCUUGCUGGUUUUACGUGGUGACCGUGGUGGUGUGGUGCAGGGGUUCUCAAACUUUUUGGGUCCAGGGAUCCUUUACAAGAGAUUUUUUUUGUAACCCAAUCUUAAUACUAAACAUAAUUUGUACCCCUAAAUGUCAUAGGAAUUAAAAAGUUACCUAUUUUCGAGGGGGGUUAUAAUAUUACAAUAAUGUUUUCUCUAGGGGAAAAAUAAUUGUUAUGAGAAUUAAAUUGUAUUGUUUUUUUAUUGAAAAAAAUAGUCAUCUUUACAAGGAAAACAUUUUCUCAAGGAGAUAAAAAGUUAAUGAGAAUUAAGUCAUAUUUUUCCAACGUCAAGCCAAAAUAUUAUAAUUAAGUCCCUGUAAAGUGGAAAUAAAUCUAAGUCUUAUUAUGAAUUAUUUUCCAGAUGCCCACGUUACAGCUCGCGGAACCCAGGGGGCCCGAGGACUCCAGUUUGAGAACCAAUGGUGUAGUGUAGGCGCCUCUGAGCCGUGUAGCAUGUCCUUAAAGCCAUGACUUAACGUCCCAUUGCGAGCUGACUGUCUCUCUGACUCUUUCUUCUCUCUUUUUCCUUCUUCCUGGAACACAAAAAUGCCGUGUUUACCUUUUAUGAUCGUAGAGUAGCAGCAAGCACGCGUGGCGCGCCACCGCCUCCUUCGGGGUUGGGGGCGCCCCCGAGCGCCAUCUGUGGCGUGUUUUUAAAGCUAUCGUGCAGCUUUGACGUUUUGCAAUACGCUUGUGUUGAUCGACACUGCCGGCCGCUGAGUCGGUGAAUCGCCACACUUCAAACUAAGUCGUAUGUUGCAAGAAGGUUGCUGAAAGAAAGAGCUGGAACCUUUCCAUGGGAAAAAUUGGCUACUAGUUAGCUACAAUUCUAAAAAUAACUCACCAGUGAAAUUAUUCGAUUAGCAUCAACUGUAUUUUAGUUUCAUGAUAUUUAUUUUCUGUUAUUCCUCAGCUCAGCUUCCCGUGGAAAGUUUCCGGCCACCUUCAUGGCCCUGUUUUGCAACUCGAGCUGCCAAACAAACGCCGCAUGUGUGCUUGCCCUGUCGCGCAACAUUAGCACAACGCUUCCAGUAAACGUGAAUUACGGGAUGCUUCAACUUAUUACAUCACAAAGCCAAAAAAAAAAAAAAUGGACGCUAUCAUGCACUGUUGGAGUAUACUAGUAUUAGUAGUAGUAGUAUGUGGGAAGCUUUAGCGCUGUCCUUGUUAGCUUUUCCGAAUGAAAACUGCAUGCGUUUGUGGUCCCGGCAGCUUAAAACUACAAAGAUGGCGUCCUUUAUUAUUUCAGAGCUAAAGAACAAGCACAGGCUUUUUAUUGGCUCCUACUUGAGUGCGUGACUUUUUUUUUUUUUUGUGCGAUCGACCCGCCCCUCCCUUUCCCUUGUGGUUGCUACGCCGGUUGCUAUGCUGUAUCGCUGUAGAAUGUGACGUGCGACGGAGGCAGCCUCUCUCUCACAGUGCACAAACAACGACACAAUGAAUUCUCAUUCAAACGUGACAACGCCCUUUACGCACUGUGAUUGUGAUUAAUUUUUUACGUUGAUUUUUUUUUCGUCUUGUGCACUGCCAGUGUCGACACUGCCUCCGCCUGUGAUGACGAAGUGUUCAUAGUUUACACAGGGUGUUGUCCAUUGAGAUGCCUUAAGUAUUUAACAAUCAUAAUUUAUUACUAACUGUAGAUACAGUGGCUAUUUAAUUUUUUUUUUUUAUCAUUUUAUUUAUUUAGACACACACACAUUAAAUUGCUAUGAAAAGAAACGAUUACCUCAUCUUCUGCAUUGUUUCCAGUGCUUUGCAUGCAGCUGUAUGGGAAUACUAAGGAAAUAUUUACAAAAAGGAAAAAAAUAUUAUUAUUACUGUUAGCACUGCUGCUGCUGCUGCUCUCCGUUAAAGCCUCCCCUAUCAUCUUCCAGUGGUGCUGUGGAUAUCGCUGACAUUCCAUCCCAUGCAACACUUGCCAAUGCUGUGACAUAAUAUUUAGUGGACAAACUGCAAUGGAGUUGACUGGUUCUUAUUAUUUCGAUUUUUUUUUUUUUGCACUGUUCUGAUAAGGGAACCCUCUCAUUGGCACCUCUGUGCUUAUUAACAUUACUGUAUUUUUUUUUCUCCCCUUAAACACUUUUCAGUGUAAAACAGUGCCUCACAAAAUAAUAAUAAUAAAAAAAAAAGGCACUUUAUUUUUGUUUUGUUUUUAUUUCCAUCAUCCUUCCUCUUAGUUUCCUUUGACAGUGUACGGAAGGUUUUUAAAGCACAACUGCAUGUUUUCUCAGGUUUCAAUGCACUGAUUCAAUGGCUUGAGAUUGACUUUACAAAUAUUUUUUUUCCCCGUAAAAUAGUUUUUCUUUAUGUUGCUUGAAUGCAAACAACGCACGGAAAUAUCUCGCCCGAAAAGAAGAGUGCCAGUGAAAGGGCUGCCGCUAUUUUUGUGUGUGUGUAUAAAUCGGAUCAAUCUGCUGUUCUAGCCGUGACUGCGCAAUGUUUUUCAAUAUGGGAUAUUUUAUCUGAAAAUAGAACUAUUUAUCAUGAAUAUUAAAGCAAUACCGCAUUAACGGUGACGAGUGUGUGCGACGUGGACGAACAUAUUGCGAAUACAUGUUAGAUUCACGCGUGGUGGAAUUUUUUUGUACCUUAUUUAUUCUUACUACUAAUGAUGAUGAUUUCAAAAGUGGCAUUGCUAAACCCAAACUUUUUUUGUUUUUUGUUUUAAAAUUGUUUCAUGGCUUGUACAUUAUCUUUUUGUAUGUGCUCUUUUUGUAAUAAAAUGCGGAAACAA
Messenger RNA from Syngnathus acus (greater pipefish), 4312 nucleotides. It is a transcript of the gene ark2ca, whose product is annotated as ring finger protein 165a. The transcript is spliced from 8 exons. Bases 199 to 1227 code for a protein of 342 amino acids. Gene Ontology annotation, molecular function: zinc ion binding; ubiquitin protein ligase activity. The record is from RefSeq and is a predicted model, not a curated record. NCBI's taxonomy places the organism in Eukaryota, Metazoa, Chordata, Actinopteri, Syngnathiformes, Syngnathidae.